Molecule: messenger RNA, 753 nt
Organism: Auxenochlorella protothecoides
Lineage: Eukaryota; Viridiplantae; Chlorophyta; Trebouxiophyceae; Chlorellales; Chlorellaceae
Product: Chlorophyll a-b binding protein of LHCII type I, chloroplastic
Exons: 4
Coding region: 1-753 (250 amino acids)
Biological process (GO): response to light stimulus; photosynthesis, light harvesting in photosystem I
Cellular component (GO): chloroplast envelope; plastoglobule; chloroplast thylakoid membrane
Source: RefSeq, a predicted model, not a curated record
AUGCAGACCGCCAUGCGCGCCACCAUGGGCACCACCCUGCGCAGCGCCGUCCCCACCGCUGGACGGGGCACCCGCCAGGUCACCAGGGCCGCCGCCGAGUUCUACGGCCCCAACCGCGUGAAGUGGCUGGGACCCUUCUCCGGCGACUCCACCCCUGACUACCUGAAGGGCGAGUACCCCGGUGACUACGGCUGGGACACCGCCGGUCUGUCCGCCGACCCCGAGACCUUUGCCCGCUACCGCGAGCUUGAGGUGAUCCACGCCCGCUGGGCCCUGCUGGGCGCCCUGGGCAUCAUCACCCCCGAGCUGCUGGAGCGCAACGGCGCCGCCUCCUUCGGCGAGGCCGUUUGGUUCAAGGCCGGCUCCCAGAUCUUCCAGUCCGGCGGCCUGGACUACCUGGGCAACCCCUCCCUGGUGCACGCCCAGUCCAUCGUGGCCACCCUCAUCUCCCAGGUCAUUCUCAUGGGCCUGGUGGAGGGCUACCGCGUGAACGGCGGGCCCGCCGGCGAAGGCCUGGACCCCCUGUACCCCGGUGAGGCCUUCGACCCCCUGGGCCUGGCCGACGACCCCGACGCGCUGGCGGAGCUGAAGGUGAAGGAGCUGAAGAACGGCCGUCUGGCCAUGUUUGCCAACUUUGGUUUCUUCGUCCAGGCCAUCGUCACCGGCAAGGGACCCCUGGAGAACCUGAGCGACCACCUGGCCGACCCCUGGACCAACAACGGCUUCGCGGCUGCCACCAAGUUCACCCCCUAG